Messenger RNA from Dracunculus medinensis (Guinea worm), 351 nucleotides. NCBI's taxonomy places the organism in Eukaryota, Metazoa, Nematoda, Chromadorea, Rhabditida, Dracunculidae. The record is from the annotation of a GenBank genome assembly.
AUGCUCGGUUCAUUGUUUAUGCUUACAUCAUUAUGCUAUUUAUCAAACGGCGAUGAUGUCCCCAUAAACAUUUGCUUUGUGCCUGUACGUGGGGCAAAUAAUGCUAUAGUGAGGCCUUCGGUGCCUGUCGAGUACUGCCAAGAUCGUGAUGCGGCAGCUUGUUUCGCAAUAUUUAAGCCCGAGGACGACAAUGUGCUGGCGCAAAAUCCAACGACUUUACCAUCUUCAGCGGCGACAUGCAGAGAUGAAAGACAGCAUUGUGCAGCAAUUAGAGCUGCAAAUAGCUGUGGCGGUGUAUUUCGAACAACAAUGAUGCAACAGUGCGCGAGAACUUGUGGUUAUUGUGUGUAG